AUGGAUGCGUUUGACCAAGCAUUGCACGAUGCCACUGCCAGUAAUAUCCUAUCUGGCACCUGCGUGAUAGCGGCAGACAAGUACGGGAACAUCCUACACACCGCAUCAUCAGGCACAUACAUCAAUAGUCCGAUAUGGCAGACAAGACUACCCUCAGAAGGCACUUCGGUGCAGACGAAGCCUUUGACAGAAGUCCCACAAGUCACAAAGCCCUUCGGCCCAGAUACAGUCUGCUGGAUAGCUUCCAUGACAAAACUGCUCACCACGGUCUGUGCUAUGAAGUGUGUCGAGCAAGGCUUACUCAAGCUCGACGAUGAUGUGACCACCACAGUCUUGCCAGAAUUCCGAGAUGUUCAGGUACUAGAAGGCAUGAAGGACGAUGGCAAGGGCGGAGAGACUCCUGUUCUGCGACCUUCGAAAGGCAAGAUGACGUUGAGAAACCUCCUAACCCACUCCUCCGGCGUAACCUACGAAUUCAUGCACGCUAAACUCCUCUCCUGGCGCCAAUGGAACAACCAAGACCUCCGCUCCCGCGGUAUCAAGAAAUCCCACCAAGACCGCACAGAAGUCUCCCACGCCUACCACGUCCCACUCGUCUUUGACCCCGAAACGAGCUGGACCUACGGCUACGGCAUCGAUUGGGCAGGCCUUGCCGUCGAGCGUGCCAGCUCGUUAACCCUCGAGGACUUCAUGAAGAAGUAUAUCUUCACCCCUCUGAGCAUGAAUGACACAACCUUUGAACCGCUCAACUACCCUCACCUCACCUCCCGAAUAGCCGGAAUGACAGUCCGCGACGACGAGGACAAACUCGUCCCACAACACCAAACUUCCACGACCUCCCCUAUCGGCGGCGUGCGACACGCCGGCGGAGGCGGCCUAGCAAGCACAGCAAACGACUACAUCAAAGUCCUCAUCUCCCUCCUCGCCAACGACUCCAAACUCCUCCAACCCAAAACAGUCAACUACAUGUUCCAACCCCACCUCGCCGACCCCCGCCACCUGCAAAAAAUGCACGCCAACCCAGAAGCCUUCGGCCUAGCAGGCAACAUUCCACCAGGGUUGAAGGUGGACUUUGGGUUGGGGGGGAUUUUGAAUUUGGAGAAAAUGCCAACGGGACGGAGUCCGGGGGGCAUGCAGUGGGGUGGGUAUCCGAAUUUGUUUUGGUGGAUGAAUCCGAAAGAUGGGAUUUGUGGGUGUUAUUUUAGUCAGUUGGUGCCGCCGGGGGAUGUGGAGAGUUUUGAGAUGUAUAAGAGGUUUGAGACGGCUGUCAACUCGACGUUCAAGAAGGAGGUUGGGAGGCUGUAA
This is a messenger RNA of Fulvia fulva, 1305 nucleotides long. RefSeq names its product Monacolin J acid methylbutanoyltransferase. The transcript has 3 exons. Bases 1 to 1305 code for a protein of 434 amino acids. NCBI's taxonomy places the organism in Eukaryota, Fungi, Ascomycota, Dothideomycetes, Mycosphaerellales, Mycosphaerellaceae. The record is from RefSeq and is a predicted model, not a curated record.